AAUAGAGGCUCUAAAAUGUCUUGGUUUUUGACAGUACUCUUUUUGAUCAUUACUCUCUCAUUAAGUACUCCCUCAGAAGCUAGCCAUGAGAAGAAGCACCCAUCUGCAGUUGUUAUAGGUACCGUCUACUGUGACACAUGUUUCCAAGCAGAAUUCUCACAUGCCAGCCACUUCAUUUCAGGGGCUUCUGUUGGUGUAGAAUGCAAAGAUGGGAGUUCAAAACCAAGUUUCCAGACAGAAGUGAAAACUGAUAGCCAUGGAGUGUUCAGAGUCCAGUUGCCUUUCUCUGUGAGCAAGCAUGUCAAGAAAAUUGAAGGGUGUUCUGUGAAAUUAAUCAGCAGCAGUGAACCAUAUUGUGCUGUGGCCUCAACAGCCACUUCAUCUUCACUGCAUCUCAAGUCAAGAAAGCAAGGAACACACAUUUUCUCAGCUGGGUUCUUCACCUUUAAGCCUCUAAAGCAGCCAAGCCUAUGUAACCAAAAACCAAGCAUUCAAAACUCCGAGGAAUUCAGUUCUCAGAAAUUCUCAUUUCCUCCAACUGAUGAGCUCACAUUUCCACCACCAACUCAAAACCCCACAAUAGAUGAUCUUCCUCCUCUUCCUACACUCCCUCUUCCUACACUCCCUCUUCCACCAUUGCCACAACUUCCUCCUCUCCCUCCCCUUCCAGGAAUUCCUGGAAUUCCAGGAAUUCCAGUUUUACCCCCCUUUCCUGGUAAAACUACAGAGGCAGGGCAACUAACUGAUAAAAAAGUAGCCCACCCAGAUACUUUCUUCCCACCAAACCCAUUUCAGCAACCAUCAAUUUUGCCUCCAAAUCCACUUGUGCCACAGCCAACUCCACUUAUCCCCAAUCCAUUUCAGCCUCCACCAGCACCAUUAAUUCCCAAUUUGCCCCCAAUACCAGGUUUUACUCCACCAGCAGGCGCAGCACCAUUGAUUCCCAACUUGCCACCUAUACCUGGUUUUACUCCAUCACCAUCACCUCCACCACCAUCUUUCCCAUUCCUCCCUCCAUUCCCAUUCCCACUCCCACUCCCACCUACACCUCGCAUCCCUGGAAUCCCACCUGCUUAUUCUUCUUCUUCAAAGCAAACUACUUCUCCUUGAUAUUAAACAGAAAUGAUUAACUAUAUAAAUCAUGUUUAAUUAACUCUCAAAUAAUGUCUUUCACAUGUUGGUUAAGUUUGUAUGUAUAAAUUCUUGUAUGGGUUGUGCAAUUAUCAGAAGCAUAUGUAGUAGGGAUUGUAAGUUUGUACUUUGUAAGGAAAAUGCAGUCGACACAGAAUUAUUGUACUUGGAAUAAAGCUAUGGUUCUCAUCA
Prunus avium (sweet cherry) is the source of this 1323-nucleotide messenger RNA. The record is from RefSeq and is a predicted model, not a curated record. Lineage: Eukaryota; Viridiplantae; Streptophyta; Magnoliopsida; Rosales; Rosaceae.